GGACAAAUAUCCCCGGUCCGACUCUAGACGCGGAAGGUUUUCUUUCCUUAACUUUUCACUCGGCUCCCAUUAUAGAGACUACUCUAUACCGUCAGAUUGAGAUAUGCUUGAGAAAGAGUAAAAUUCUCUGUUCACUCUGGUACUAUUUAUUGUGAGCCCUACCAGAAACAAUGAACCCGGCCCGUUCUUCCGUUCCUCUUUACAGCUGACGUCGAUGUCGAUUUUGCUUUGAACGUCAAUGGCGACUGCGACGAGCCUAAUUUUUGCGUCGUGAAAUCCGGUCACGAAUAGCAUGUCAUCUUUUUACAACCCUCGAAUCUUCCCUAAAUCAGUAUUCAGCACUAAGUUUACGAAAAGACAUGCUUCAAAUUGGCCCCGGGCUCAUUAUUCCCGCUUUCCUUCCUUUUUCACCCCGACGCCCAUAGUCAAAUAUGACCUGAAGAGACGCGCCUUGUGGCUUAUACCGGUUGCUGGUGGACUUGCCUUGUAUCUUACCCCUCCGCAAAAGUCUCUAAUACCGACUCUUAUAUCAUCUCCGGCUGUUAUCCCAUGUCGAUCCUCUGAUUACACAGAGCAAAGUCCUGUCAUAUUAUCUCCCUUUGAGGAUGACUUCAGUGUUGGAUCGCGGCUUUGGCUUGUUCUGCGGGACAAAAUUUGGGAGCCUAUCUUGACUGCGAAGAGGUUUAUCGCUCUCUGCUUUAUUUUUCUUCCGGUAAUCCUCACCAGUCCUAUGUUGUUGGUGGGAAAACCGCAGAAAAAGUCCAAGAGAGAUGGAUGGGGUGCAAUAUGGUGGUAUGGCUUUUUAGCCAGGCGAAUGGAGUCUGCCGGUCCAACCUUUAUCAAGCUUUCUCAAUGGGCAGCCUCUCGUGCAGAUCUGUUUCCAGCAUAUCUUUGUGAAAAGCUUGGAGCUCUCCACUCGCAUGGAAAACCUCAUUCUUUUCGGCACACGAAGCGAGUUAUUGAACAAGUCUUCCAACGCCCAUUCAAGCAAGUAUUCGAAGAGUUUGAUGAGGAGCCUAUAGGCACUGGAGCUAUCGCUCAGGUCUAUCGAGCGACUCUCAAGAAAGAUCUUCUCCCUCCGUCUUAUCUGGGACCACGUCGGCACAAGAAGAUGCCCGCCGCUGCUCUCAACUCUGUAACGCUCACAAACCCCCCUCCAUCCGUACCCACCGCCGCCGUCGCCAUCAAAGUCCUCCAUCCUCGAGUCGCCAAAACAAUAUCUCGCGACCUCUCCAUCAUGUCUUUCUUCGCAAAUUUCAUUACAUUAUUUCCUGGAAUGCAAUGGCUGUCUUUACCCGACGAAGUAGAUGUCUUUGGCCAGAUGAUGUUCCAGCAGUUAGAUCUACGGCACGAAGCAGAGAAUUUGCUCACCUUUGAGUCAAACUUUGGGUCUCGGAAUGUCCCUGUAAACUUUCCGCGACCGCUACAGGUUUGGUCAACCCCACAUUUGCUUGUAGAGGAAUUCCAGAAUGCGUUACCUCUAGAAACAUUUUUGAAGAACGGAGGAGGUCCUUACGACGAGCAAGUAGCCACGGUUGGCCUGGAUGCAUUCUUGAACAUGCUUUUGCUGGACAAUUUUGUUCAUUCAGAUCUUCACCCGGGUAAUAUCAUGGUCAAGUUUUCCAAACCAGCAUCAACUCGAUACCUUUUGAAGAACCUCUGGACCUCAAUCACGCAUUCCUUCUUUCACAAAUCCCCUGAAGAUCCGCCAGAUCGAGGGAUCAUUGUCCCUGAUUAUUCCGAGUCUGAUUCUAUUGUAGAACGUCUUCGUUCCAUGACACACGACCGCAGUGCUUGGCUCAACGAACUCUCUUCUCUUCAUGAAUCGGGAUACAUCCCUGAAAUUGUCUUUAUCGACGCCGGACUAGUAACGACCCUCUCCGCAGAAAAUAGACGAAACUUUCUCGAUCUUUUCCGUGCUUUAGCUCAUUUCGAUGGUUAUCGUACGGGUCAGCUCAUGGUCGAGCGUUGCCGAUCCCCCGAGUUGGCCAUAGAAACAGAGACGUUUGCGCUAAAAAUGCAGCAUUUGGUGCUUAGCGUCAAGCGCAAGACUUUCUCACUCGGUCAAAUCAAGAUAUCCGACAUACUCACAGAUGUGUUGCGUGCUGUGCGAGAACACCAUGUCAAGAUGGAGGGGGACUUCAUCAACACCGUCAUAUCCGUAUUAUUGUUAGAAGGAAUUGGGAGGCAAUUGGAUCCCAACCUGGAUUUAUUCAAGAGUUCACUGCCUAUACUCAGACAGUUAGGAAGUCAAAUGGCGAGGAAGGAGCCGGUCACGAAAGAUUUACCUUAUACUAAUCUAGGUGCAUUCAUCAAAGUGUGGGUAUGGCUGGAAGCAAGGGAUUUCAUUGCUGCGUCGAUUGUGAAUGCGGAUGAUCUUGUCAAAUUUGGAUGGCUUACACCAACCAUCUGAUUCUUCAUCGAUCAUCCCCCAGUAGAUACACAGAAUGCCUUGGUCGCCGAUUCUACACAUUAACUCUCGCUCUCGAUUAGAUUGGAAAAGACUUUUAAGACACUGUAAUCACCCUUCAACCUGUAACUUAAGUCUUUAUACGUACAGCUAUCAUAAACCAGCAUUUUACACA
Messenger RNA from Lentinula edodes (shiitake mushroom), 2585 nucleotides. Its product is annotated as protein kinase. The transcript has 4 exons. Lineage: Eukaryota; Fungi; Basidiomycota; Agaricomycetes; Agaricales; Omphalotaceae. Gene Ontology annotation, cellular component: mitochondrion. Bases 293 to 2413 code for a protein of 706 amino acids. The record is from RefSeq and is a predicted model, not a curated record.